Saxophila tyrrhenica is the source of this 894-nucleotide messenger RNA. RefSeq lists its product as uncharacterized. The record is from RefSeq and is a predicted model, not a curated record. Lineage: Eukaryota; Fungi; Ascomycota; Dothideomycetes; Mycosphaerellales; Extremaceae. Gene Ontology annotation, cellular component: cytosol. Gene Ontology annotation, molecular function: oxidoreductase activity. Bases 1 to 894 code for a protein of 297 amino acids. The transcript has 2 exons.
AUGGCUCCCCCAAACAUUGGCAUGAUGUUCCCACGUCCGACGAAGGACUACCACCCCGAGCCGUACGCGGCGAUUUCUCCAAGCAGAUCUGAACUGAGUGUCAAGGGUCAGACCGUUCUGAUCACAGGGGGCGCAACGGGCAUUGGCUUUGAGACCGCAAAGGCAUUCGCUCAAGCAGGUGCAGGGACGAUCGCGAUCAUUGCCCGCUCCGAAGGUCCUAUGGCCAAAGCCAAAGAGGCAAUCGAAAAUCAGUUCUCUGCCACCAAAGUCCUCACCUACUCCGCUUCAAUCACCGAUCAUCCUCGGGUCAACGAGAUCAUUAACGAGAUCGGUACCAUUGACAUUCUGGUGUCCAACGCUGGUGUGAUGCAUAAGCAUGCCGCGGCCCUCGACAUCGACCCAGAAGAAGCGCUGGAGGCCUUCAAAGUCAACGUCCUUGGACCGCUGAACCUCAUCCGGGCUUUUGUCAAAUUGCCACCGCGGUCAGAGGGGGCUGAGAGGACAGUCAUCUACACCUCCACUGCGGGCAUCGCCUUCGUAGCCCACCCAGGACCUGCGGUGUACAACGCUAGCAAAAGUGCAAUGACAUAUCUCAUGCGCUGCAUCGAUUCGGAAUACAAGGCUGCUGGCAUCCGUGCUUUUGCUUUCCAUCCAGCCAUCGCCUUCACCGACAUGGCGAUCGCCGCUGGUUACAAAGAGGACCAGUUGUCCUACGACUCUCCCGCUCUCCCAGCGCAUUUUGCUGUUUGGUUGUGCAGUGCGGAGGCGGACAUGGUCAAGGGCAAGAUGCUUUGGGCCGCUUGGGACGUUGAACAGCUGAGGGAGAAGCAGGAGACCAUCGAAAAGGAUCCGUCGCAGCUGGUGAUGGGCCUGACGAUGGACAAGUUGGUCUGA